Messenger RNA from Bipolaris oryzae ATCC 44560, 1050 nucleotides. RefSeq names its product carbohydrate esterase family 5 protein. Gene Ontology annotation, molecular function: hydrolase activity. The record is from RefSeq and is a predicted model, not a curated record. The transcript has 2 exons. NCBI's taxonomy places the organism in Eukaryota, Fungi, Ascomycota, Dothideomycetes, Pleosporales, Pleosporaceae. The coding region runs from base 1 to 1050 and encodes 349 amino acids.
AUGUCUUUCAGCAUCCGCAACACCAUUGCCCUGGGCGCAUUAUCCGCUCUCGCCGCGGCACAAACCACGCCGCCCAAGCUGGACGCAACCUGCGCCGAUGUAGUCAUCUUCAUGGCUCGCGGAAACGAUGCUCCUUACCGUGAUGGACGCACCUUUCCGUUUGUCGAAGCAACCUGUGGCAAGUUGAUUGCCGAGGGCAAGACGUGUGACCACAUCGAUAUUCAGUUCGACGUUACCCUCGGUGGGGACUACUGCGCUCAGGUGGCAGAGGGAGCCCGCAAUGGUAUCUCUCAGAUUACCGCCUUCAGCCAAAAGUGCCCUUGCACACACAUAGUAGUUAAUGGGUACUCUGAGGGAGCCCAUGUUGUUGGUGAUGUCUUGGGUGGGCCAGGUGGUUGCUCCUUUGUGAGCAACGGUCUUGACAGCACCUCUCCUGCUGGCAAAGCCAUUGCUGCGGCUCUGCUGUGGGGAGAUGUCAUGCACACCGCGAACCAACCUUACAAUGUCCUCGACGGUGCCAGCAAGCAAAAGAACCCACGCGCGCCUGGAGACCUCGCCCUUUUGAACCGCUAUGCACCCGUCCUUCGCUCUUACUGUGCAGCUGGAGAUCCAGUUUGUGCUGGAGGUGAAAUCGUCGCUGAUCACCUGAACUACUUUGAGCUCUACACCGACGAGGCUUCGUCCUGGGUCGUGUCCAAGAUCAAUGGCGUUGCACCUCUGCCUUCUUGUGCUGUGUCCAGCUCUUCCAGCUCAUCUUCCGUACCUACUCCUACCGCUAGUGUUUCCGCUUCAUCUGUCGUACAGACCCCUACCGCUACUGUGUCUGCUUCGUCUAUUGUACAGACCCCUACCGCUACUGUGUCGGCUUCAUCUGUCGUCGCACCCAUUGAUUCCUCGAGUGCGGGUGAGCCUUACGUUCCUACCGCUUCCGAGGGCGCAGAGACACCAUAUCCGACUUCCCCGGCCACUGUUUCUCCAUUCCCUCCACCAGUCGACUACGAUGCGUGUGUCCUCCAGGUUCACGUAGAGUAUGUCUACGCCCACAUGUAA